AUGGAUUUUCUACUCCAAUAUGCUGGACAGACAUGGAAGUCCAUGUUCCAGCCUCAAGUCCCUGUGCAGAGUAACCCUACUGGACAUCUUCACCUUCGACGAGACACAACUCCUGCAAUAUGCUACGAUGACUGCAACAACGCCUACAAGAUUGGUCUCUCGGAUGGAGACAAGACUGAUAGACUAUGUGCCGAGAACGGCUCCUUCAUGCAGGUCUACAACAUCUGCAUAGACUGCGUAAAGGAAAACAGCGAUUCAACCAAAGACACCGUAAACGCCGACAUCCAAAACGAGUUCAAGCAGUUUCUCGGCAAGUGCAAAGAUACUGAGAGUGCAUCCACCAUAGCACCCAACAAGAAUGUCAUACAGACAACCUCGUGUGCUGGGUGCGCUACCACGGUCUUGACCGAUUACACUGGAGGGGUUAUCACAGUCGUUUUGGGUACUAAGACAGGAGCGGCGACAGCAUCUUUAAGCAACUUUUUCACGGUGACACGCACCCUCAAGGUCACUCAGACAGCAGACCCGGGCUCUGAGUCAAAUGACAACUCUUCAAAUACCAACAUACCCAUCGUCGUCGGAUCAGUCAUCCCAUCCUUUGUCUUCCUCGCAUGCGCUGCCUUCUUUGGCAUCUGGUGGUGGAAGCGACGACAGAAGCAGCCCAAGGAGUCGAAACUCGCCUACGUCGAGGGUGGCAGCUCAGAAAAGCCAGAAAUCGAGUACAAAGCACAGCUACCCUCAGACUGCGUUCCUCGUCCUACGUAUGAGCUAGAAGGGUCAGCGCCAAUAGCUCCAGGCUCUUCUUCAUCCGACACGGCUGUUGAAGCUGAGAUGCCGGCGAAUGAAGUGCCUGCUCAGGAGAUGCCAACCGAGGUGAACAGUCUAAGACACUAG
Fusarium falciforme is the source of this 894-nucleotide messenger RNA. RefSeq lists its product as hypothetical. The record is from RefSeq and is a predicted model, not a curated record. NCBI's taxonomy places the organism in Eukaryota, Fungi, Ascomycota, Sordariomycetes, Hypocreales, Nectriaceae. The coding region runs from base 1 to 894 and encodes 297 amino acids. The transcript is spliced from 4 exons.